This is a messenger RNA of Lemur catta (Ring-tailed lemur), 2071 nucleotides long. RefSeq names its product BAR/IMD domain containing adaptor protein 2 like 2 (gene BAIAP2L2). Bases 146 to 1714 code for a protein of 522 amino acids. Gene Ontology annotation, molecular function: protein binding. Gene Ontology annotation, biological process: positive regulation of actin filament polymerization; actin filament bundle assembly; actin crosslink formation. NCBI's taxonomy places the organism in Eukaryota, Metazoa, Chordata, Mammalia, Primates, Lemuridae. Gene Ontology annotation, cellular component: nucleoplasm; cytosol. The transcript has 14 exons. The record is from RefSeq and is a predicted model, not a curated record.
CAAGGCAGGCCUCCGUCUCCAGAUCCUCCUGCAGCCGCCUCACUGCCUGCCGAGCAGCGGACACCUGCAGGGACCGACACGCAGCACUUCCAGCCCAGCCAUCGCUGCCAGCUCCCAGCCUCCUCAGACCAGCUGCAGCCGCCCCAUGGCCCCCGAGAUGGACCAGUUCUACAGGUCCACCAUGGCUAUCUACAAGAGCAUCAUGGAGCAGUUCAACCCCGCCCUGGAGAACCUGGUGUACCUGGGCAACAACUACCUGCGGGCCUUCCACGCUCUGUCCGAGGCGGCCGAGAUAUACUUCAGUGCCAUCCAGAAGAUCGGGGAGCAGGCCCUGCAGAGUUCCACCUCGCAGAUUCUGGGUGAGAUCUUGGUGCAGAUGUCAGACACCCAGCGACACUUGAACUCUGACCUGGAGGUGAUGGUGCAGAAAUUCCACGGAGACCUGCUGCAGCACAUGGAGAAGAACUCCAAGCUGGACAUGCAGUUCAUCAAGGACAGCCGCCAGCACUAUGAGAUCGAGUACCACCAGCGAGCCGCCAACCUGGAGAAGUGCAUGUCUGAGUUGUGGCGCAUGGAGCGCAAGAGGGACAAGAACGCUCGGGAGAUGAAGGAGAGUGUGAACCGGCUGCAUGCGCAGAUGCAGGCCUUCGUGUCUGAGAGCCAGCGGGCGGCCGAACUGGAGGAGAAGCGGCGCUACCGCUUCCUGGCUGAGAAGCACCUGCUGCUUUCCAACACCUUCCUGCAGUUCUUCAGCCGGGCCCGGGGGAUGCUGCAGAACCGCGUGCUGCUGUGGAAGGAGCAGUCGGACGCCAGCCGCAGCCCGUCGCGCGCGCACUCCCCGGGCCUGCUGGGCCCAGUGCUGGGGCCGCCCUACCCCUCGGGCCGCCUGACGCCCACCCGCCUGGACAUGCCCCAGCGGCCUCUGGGAGAGUUCAGCUCCCCCCGCAGCCGGCACGGCUCCGGCUCCUACGGCCCCGAGCCCAGCGACGCGAGGGCCGCGUCUCAGCUGGAGCCAGACCGCCGGUCCCUGCCCCGGACGCCGUCGGCCACCUCGCUCUACGCCAGCGGCACCCAGUGCUCGCGCUCCAACUCCGGCGAGCGCCCGGGCGGCGGCGGAAGCAGCGGGGGCGCCAGGAGGGUCCGCGCCCUGGUCUCCCACUCGGAGGGCGCCAACCACACGCUGCUGCGCUUCUCUGCCGGAGACAUCGUGGAGGUGCUAGUGCCCGAGGCCCAGAACGGCUGGCUCUACGGCAAGCUGGAGGGCUCGUCCACGGGCGGCUGGUUCCCCGAGGCCUAUGUGAAGCCUUUAGAGGAGGUGCCCGUGAACCCCAUGGCCCCCUUGAGCCCCAUGACCUCCAUGAACCCCGGGAAUGAGCUGCCUUCCAGGUCCUACCCACUCCGGGGCAGCCACAGCCUUGACGACCUCCUGGACCGGCCGGGCAACUCCACAGCAUCCUCGGAGUACUGGGAUGGCCAGUCUCGCUCCCGUACCCCAAGCCGGGUGCCAAGUCAUGCCCCCAGCCCCGUACCUACACCCUUGCCCGGCAGCCGGCGAAACAGCAUGGGCAGCAUGGGGGUGGCCAGUGAUGUCAAGAAACUUAUGUCUUGGGAGCAGCACCCGCCAGAGCUCUUCCCGAGGGGCACGAAUCCCUUUGCCACUGUAAAGCUACGUCCCACCGUCACCAAUGACCGCUCAGCGCCCCUCAUCCGCUGAGGUGCCUUCCUCCAUCGGGGGUCUGAGGUGUACCCCGCACACCUGCCCGGGGGCUGUGCAGAGCUGGUGGCGGCGGCAGCAGCAGCAAGGGAUCUAAGUGGGACCCUGAGACUGGGGGUGGCUGCCCUUCCCCACACCGCAGCCCCAGCCCCAGCAGGUCCUCCGGUGCUGGCCUGGGGUCUGGACCUUCAAAGCAAAGCAGGUGGAACUGGGGAACAAUUUGGGCCUACCUCUUGCCCCAAACCUCUUUCCCGAUUCUCUGCCCCAGGGGAGGAGCUCCUCAUACCACCCUCCCUCCCCGAACACGUCUCGUUUAACUUUUGUAAACGAUGAGAAAUAAAGUAAGUGGCCACAGCA